Fragaria vesca subsp. vesca is the source of this 2413-nucleotide messenger RNA. RefSeq names its product transketolase, chloroplastic-like. The record is from RefSeq and is a predicted model, not a curated record. The transcript is spliced from 8 exons. Gene Ontology annotation, biological process: pentose-phosphate shunt. Bases 109 to 2340 code for a protein of 743 amino acids. Gene Ontology annotation, molecular function: transketolase activity. NCBI's taxonomy places the organism in Eukaryota, Viridiplantae, Streptophyta, Magnoliopsida, Rosales, Rosaceae. Gene Ontology annotation, cellular component: cytosol.
GAGAACGCCUUCUCAAAUCUUCAACGGUCUCUCCUCUCCUCUCCUUCACUCUCUCUCUUCUUCUUCUUCUUCUUCUCUGAGAAGAGACCCUUCUUCUGCUUCCACACCAUGACUUCCUCCUCCUCCGUCACUCUCUCCCAGGCCCUCCUCGCCCGGGCCAUCUCCCACUCCAACUCCACCUCAGACCGCGUCUCCCUCUCCUCCGCCAUCUCCCUCCCCUCCUUCUCCGGCCUCAAAUCCACCUCCUCCGCCGCCGCCUCCGUCAAGCUCGCCCGGGUCCCACGGCGCCGCCUGAGCCGCCCGGUCCGGGCUGCGGCGGUCGAGACUCUCGACAAGACUACUGAGACCUCACUGGUGGAGAAGUCGGUGAACACGAUCCGGUUCUUGGCGAUUGAUGCUGUCGAGAAGGCCAACUCCGGUCAUCCGGGUUUGCCGAUGGGGUGUGCUCCGAUGGGGCAUAUUUUGUAUGACGAGAUCAUGAGGUAUAACCCAAAGAAUCCUUACUGGUUCAACCGUGACCGGUUCGUGUUGUCUGCUGGCCACGGCUGUAUGCUGCAGUACGCUCUGCUUCACCUCGCUGGUUACGACAGUGUCAAGGAAGAGGACUUGAAGGGCUUCAGGCAAUGGGGAAGCAAGACCCCUGGACAUCCCGAGAACUUUGAGACACCCGGAGUUGAAGUCACCACUGGUCCUUUGGGGCAAGGUAUUGCAAAUGCUGUUGGUCUGGCCCUUGCCGAGAAGCACUUGGCUGCACGUUUCAACAAGCCAGACAGUGAGAUUGUUGAUCACUACACAUAUUGUAUAUUGGGUGAUGGUUGUCAAAUGGAGGGUAUUUCUAAUGAAGCUGCUUCCCUUGCUGGGCAUUGGGGACUUGGAAAGCUGAUAGCCUUCUAUGAUGACAACCACAUUUCCAUUGAUGGAGACACUGAGAUUGCAUUCACCGAGAAUGUUGAUGCCCGUUAUGAGGCUCUCGGAUGGCACGUUCUCUGGGUGAAGAAUGGAAACACCGGGUAUGAUGAGAUUAGAGCUGCCAUUAAGGAAGCAAAGGCUGUGACAGACAAGCCCACUUUGAUAAAGGUGACAACAACCAUCGGUUUUGGAUCUCCAAACAAGGCAAACUCAUACAGUGUUCAUGGUGCCGCUCUGGGUGCCAAGGAAGUUGAUGCUACCAGGCAGAACCUUGGAUGGCCAUAUGAGCCUUUCCACGUGCCAGAGGAUGUUAAAAGUCAUUGGAGUCGCCAUACUCCGGAAGGUGCAGCUCUUGAAGCUGAAUGGAAUGCCAAGUUUGCUGAAUAUGAGAAGAAGUACGCAGAGGAAGCUGCAGAGCUGAAAUCCAUCAUCACUGGUGAGCUACCCGCUGGUUGGGAAAAGGCACUCCCGACUUACACUCCAGAAGUCCCAGCUGAUGCUACCAGGAAUUUAUCUCAGGCAAACCUCAAUGCACUUGCACCAGUUCUUCCUGGUCUAAUUGGUGGCAGUGCAGAUCUUGCUUCUUCCAACAUGACUUUGAUGAAAAUGUUUGGAGAUUUCCAGAAGGGUACCCCAGAAGAACGCAAUAUUAGGUUUGGUGUUAGGGAGCAUGCGAUGGGAGCCAUCUCCAAUGGAAUUUCUCUUCACAGCCCUGGAUUUAUCCCGUACUGUGCCACUUUCUUUGUUUUCACUGACUACAUGAGAAAUGCCAUAAGGCUCUCUGCAUUGGCAGAAUCUCGAGUUAUCUAUGUUAUGACCCAUGAUUCAAUUGGACUUGGAGAAGAUGGACCGACCCAUCAACCGAUUGAGCACUUGGCAAGUUUCCGGGCAAUGCCCAACAUUUUGAUGCUCCGCCCAGCUGAUGGGAAUGAGACUGCUGGGUCAUACAAAGUUGCAGUUGAGAACAAGAAGAGACCAUCUAUCCUUGCCCUCUCUAGGCAAAAGCUGCCAAACCUUGCUGGAACUUCCGUUGAGGGAGUCGCAACGGGUGGCUACAUUGUGUCAGACAACUCUACAGGUAACAAGCCUGAUGUUAUUUUGAUCGGUACUGGCUCUGAGUUGGAAAUUGCAUACAAAGCUGGUGAGGAACUCAGAAAGGAAGGAAAAGCAGUCAGAGUUGUCUCCUUCGUUUCUUGGGAACUCUUUGAAGAUCAAUCAGAUGCAUACAAGGAAAGUGUUUUGCCCGCGGCAGUAACAGCCAGGGUUAGCAUUGAGGCUGGAUCCACAUUUGGGUGGCAUAAGAUUAUUGGAACCAAAGGAAAGGCAAUCGGAAUUGACCGAUUUGGAGCAAGUGCACCAGCCCCAAUUAUAUACAAGGAGUAUGGCAUUACUGUUGAGGCCGUUAUUGCAGCAGCAAAAGAAGUUUGCUAGGAAAAGUUAGCUACUUGAACUGAAGGGUGGUUCUCACUUAUUGGCACAAAACAAUGAUAUGGAUGACUGAAAA